Molecule: messenger RNA, 3828 nt
Organism: Fonsecaea pedrosoi CBS 271.37
Lineage: Eukaryota; Fungi; Ascomycota; Eurotiomycetes; Chaetothyriales; Herpotrichiellaceae
Exons: 5
Coding region: 1-3828 (1275 amino acids)
Molecular function (GO): protein binding
Source: RefSeq, a predicted model, not a curated record
AUGGCGUUGGCCUCCCGCUUCUUUUUCCCCCUAGGGCCAGAGCACAGACUGGCCCAGGCGGUCUGCGAGUAUGAAGCUAUUCUGCAAGCCAGCGAAAAGACAGUCUUCCGCUCACUACGUUCAGACAGGCCGCCCGGUUUAUCUGAUGUGAUGGAAAUCACUGCUGCUGUUGACCGCAAUAUAAAAGGUCGCCGUUGCUUCGGACCCCGCCUCACUAGUAUUCUAGAGUCGGUUCAACAGUUCUCGACAAUAGUCAACGCUGUUGUCGGCAGCUCUCGGUAUACACUUGCAAACGCAAUCUGGAGCGUCUUGAGGACGACUUUGCUAAUCACGUCAACAUUUGGAACGUAUUUCGAUAGAUUAUCUGCCCUGUUCAUGAGGAUUCGAAUACACUCCCCCCAAUACCAGGAAUGCGGUCUGCUAUAUUCAAGGUCCCUCCCAAUACAAGAUGCGCUUUCUGAGUACUUCUGCGCAAUCUUUGAUUUGUGCACAAAGGCCAUUCUCUUCCUCCGAAAACCUCCCAUUGCUCAAUUGACAUCAACCAUUCUCAACAGUUUUCAAGCCGAGUUUGGCCCUCUGGAAGCCCAAAUUGCAAAGUUGGCGAGGUUGUAUGGGAAGACAGUCUUCCUGGCAACUCAGGAAGAGGUACGAGAUGAAAGCAAGACGGCCUGGAGUUUUCGAAAUCCUUUUUCAGGCGCACAGGUUGCGCGCCAGAAAAAGCUGCAAUUCCUUGAUGCUUGUUCAACCUUCGCCAAUAUAGGUCAUGGAAGCAAGCACAAAAAUUGGGGAUAUGCUCUUGGAUCUUCGACCAACCUGCUUAUAGGCAGUGAACUCAAGAAUCGUCGUCGGGUGUGCUGUGGUGUACCGGCGGGCCCGGAUCAGGCAAAACGCUACGAUGACGCAAAAUCGAUGAAGGCUAGGACCAUACUUGGUAGCCUGGCGAGGCAGCUUCUGAGAGAGACACGCCCAGAGGCCUUUGAUUCGAUUGAGAUUGAUGGUUCGAAGACAUUGGAUGAGGAUGAGAUUAUUUCGAACCUCGUUCCUCUGCUCGCAUCCACGAGUUGCGCAUAUUUUGCUGUCGUCGAUGGAAUAGACGACUGUGCCGAGGGGGAACUAUGUAGGCUUUUACGAAGCCUCCACAUUGCUCCACUCAAUACACCGCUUUCGCAUAUUCUGCUCAAAUACGAAAUCGAAAGCUUUAUUAACAACGCGUUGGAGGAACGUCUUGCACUAGGUAGCCUCACUUUGGAUGACCCGAGCAUUAUCCUAAAGAUUAGGAAGGCUCUACUCGAAGGAAGCGAGGGAACGUUUCUUUGGACUGCACUACAGCUCGACUCUACAUGCGCCGAGGCGUCGGAUAAGGGGAUUCUGACUGCUCUUCAGUCGUUACCGAAAGACUUACCACGUGUUUUUGAACACAUUUUGCAAAAGUUAUCUGAAAAGUAUCCCGAAUUCGUCCAGAUUACACGGAAAACCUUCACCCUUGUUGCCGCAGCUCAGCGGCCACUGACAGUCCAGGAACUCCGCGAGGCUGUGAGCAUUUUGCCGGGAGACACGCGGGGUCCCGGAUUGCCGCACGACAUGAGAAGUGUCUUGGGUAAAUGUGGAGGCCUGCUCAUUGUUGACGAGGAAGAUGACACUGUUCGAUUUGCUCACCCUAGUGUCCGACAGUAUCUUACCCUCACUUCCGAACACACAACAAAAAGCCAGUUCCAUGUGGAUUUACGUGAAGCGGAUAUCACCAUGGGGGAGAUCUGCGUCACUCAUCUCCACCCAGCCUUUUUCGAAAGUGGAUAUGUCACGAGCAACAGUCGUUGGUGGAUAAAGUCAUCUGCAAAAGCUUCUACUAUUGUUCUCCCUGGCCUGCCCUCUGAAAUAGUCGCCCGGCAUUCGCAGACACUUUUGAAACGUAACAGGAAGCCGGACUUCGAUGCGGGGCGUUACCUUGAAGAAGCAGAUGGACAUGCAAUUCCUAAGCGAGAACUAUGGACGCAUGCGUUUCUUCCUUAUGCAAGGGAAUUCUGGUUGUUUCACACAAAAUCCUUCGAAGAAAACAAGCAAGUCUCGUACCGCUUGUGGUACCAAUUCAUACGUUUCCAAACCCUGCGAGUCACACUCCCUUGGGCACCUGAAGCGUGGUUUCGUCGAGACAAAAGUCUUCUCGAAUGGACGGUCGAUAAUGAACAAGGCGCCAUCCUCAAUCUCAUCAUCACAGAACUCGAAGAAUAUUCAGAGGUUGAGCGUGUGUGGCAGGUGCUACUUGCGAAAGGGGUGUACCUCGGAUUAGACGGCUUACAUGGUAGCGCCACAUUGCAGCGAGCUGUCAGUUCUAUAACUGCCAAAAUGGUACCAGAAUUAUUCGAACGUAUGCUCGAACGUCCCACGAACCUGGACCCUCGAAGUGCUCCUUUGUGGUGGGCAGCUCAACAGAGAGACGAGCUUUUCAGAUUGGUGCUCAGUCAGGAAAACCGCCGAGUCAACUGUACAGAUCCAGGAGGGAGGUCGGCUUUACCAUGGGCGGCUCAGACGGGACGGCGUGAUAUUGUAGUGCAGUUACUGGAACAGGACGACAUCAAUGCAAAUUCGAGUGAUGAAAACGGCCGCACCCCCCUGUCGUUUGCGGUUGAGAACGUCGGUUCUCAGGUAGCCACGCUCCUGCUAAUGCGACCUGAUAUUGAUUUCGAUGCAAAAGAUCGCUAUGGGCGGACUGCACUGUCGAGGGCUGCCGAAUGUGACAAUCAGAACGUGGUCAAGUUACUUCUCGACCACGAUAGUGCUGUUGCCGAGUCUCAGGAUCUGGAGGGGAGAACACCUUUGUCGUGGGCAGCCGGGAAGGGGCACGAAGCAACAGCUCGAUUGCUCAUCUCUCAUGGAGCCAAAGUGGACUCGGUUGACGGACUGGGACAGUCACCACUCUCGUGGGCAGUCGAAUAUGGCCACUACAACAUAGCGAAACUUCUUGUGUUGGAAGGGAAGGCCAACCCGCACCUUGAAGACUAUCGUGUUCGCACACCGCUAUUGCUGGCUGUUGAGAACGGACACGCGGAGAUUGUCGAGGUUUUUCUUGAAGCCCACAGAGCUAACACGAUAUCCCUCAGCGAUCACGGCAAAGAGCUACUCAUGCUGGCCGCGAUCCGAGCUGGACAUCAGGCGAUUAUCCAAUUACUGCUGCAUGAAUGGGGAACUCCCGGUUCCUCUGGGGCGACUGCUCUGCAGACAGCAUUGUCUUAUGGACACACUGACAUUUCUAAACUUUUGCUAGCUCGGUACUCGGAUUGGGUCGCGAAAGAGAAGUUUGAAUGGCUCGGAGCACUUAUAGACGCCGGAUUUGAGCCCGACGAUAGCCUGGCGCUGCUUCUCGAAACUGAAUCACCCGAGCCGUGGGUCAAAUAUGGGUUGCCCGACACCGAGACGAUGGAACUCGUCUCCAUUGAUGCGAAUGAAAGGGUGGACUUCCACCAUGUGUCAUGCGCUCACAAGGAGAGUUCCGGUGGUGGAUUUGCCUAUGACCAACUGGCUAAUCCGACUACUUUCCACAUGAGACGGGAACUGGUGCAAAGGGUUAUUGCCGCGUGUGGGCUUGCAGGAGUGCUGCCUCCCUUGAGGUAUUUGGAUUGUCCGCCCAACAAAAUCGUCCCCAUUUUGCAGGCGCCGCCACAGCACUCGGGUCGCUCACUCGAGGACGCCAAUGAGGCUUUUAGCCAGGUCGAGUUCGAGGAAAACGAGGCCACAAUUGUCUACGCCCACAGCUACGAAUGGGCUGGAACCCCAGGUGAUAUUGAAGACACGACUCGAUGGAUUACACCCGCCGGUUCAGGCACUCCGUAG